Vicia villosa (hairy vetch) is the source of this 540-nucleotide messenger RNA. RefSeq lists its product as uncharacterized. Lineage: Eukaryota; Viridiplantae; Streptophyta; Magnoliopsida; Fabales; Fabaceae. Bases 1 to 540 code for a protein of 179 amino acids. The record is from RefSeq and is a predicted model, not a curated record. The transcript is spliced from 2 exons.
AUGAUUCGAGAGCUACAUAGCAUAUCUAAUCUUCCUUGGUGCAUAAUUGGUGACUUUAAUGACUUGUUGUCUCAGGAUGAUAAACGAGGAUUACACACACACCCAAAUUGGUUGUGCAGGGGUUACCAAGAAGUGGUGGCUGAAUGUGAUCUUAUGGACGUCCCCUUGGAGGGUUACCCGUUUACCUGGAUUAAAAGUCGUGGAGCAGCACAUAUGAUUGAGGAAAGGCUGGAUAUGUCUCUUGCGGAUCCGGGUUGGUUGCACUUAUUUCCGGUUGCGAAGCUAACAAAUCUUGUAGCAACUCAUUCGGACCAUAGUCCUAUAUUACUUUGCUGCGAUCCGAUGGAUAGUCGGUAUAAGACGAGAAUUUUCAGAUGGAGUAAGUCUCGUACAAGGCAGAAUUGUGAGGAGAAAGAACGACUUCGUGUAACACUGGAUUUAUUCAGGGGCAGUAACGAACCAAGAGAUGUAGAGAGGUACAUGGAGGCUCACACUGACUACAACAAAGUUCUUAUUAAAGAAGAUAUGUACUGGCGGUAA